AUGGAAACGACUGCUACAACAACUGCUCCGGCCAGUAAUACUACUGGUUCAGGACCAGGGAUAUUUAUUAGUGAGAGUAUGGUGGAUAACAGUGGAAGUGCGGGUUCUAAUGGGAAUACGCAUCAGAUGGCUAAGUUAAGAAGAGACUCUAUUGCUCAUUCUCAGGGAAUAGGUGGUGUUUCAUGGGGGUCGCUUACGAUCAGUUCGUGGCUACGAGAUGAAGUUAUGAUCCAUGCUCAGUCGUACGGAAAGGAUCAUGGAUCUCUUUCUAUAAAUGGCCACAUCAACGUUAAUGGGAACAGCAGCGGCCAUGGUAGAGCAUAUCCGAUCAACGUACAAAAUUCGAAUGACUUCUUGGGAAAACAUGGUAAUGGGAAUGUUGGUGGUGGUAAGAGCCCCUUGGACCUUACAAAAUUUGCCUCUCCUCCUGGUUCAUCAGGUGCUUAUUUGCCCAAUCUUGAGAAACAAUACUGCAAGGAUUAUAGCUGCUGUGGCCAACUGCUUCCUAGUUUGCACGACCUCUUAAGGCAUUAUGAAGAAGCUCAUAUUGCCACUUCUCCAGGAAGCCAUAGCAACGGUCUCCCCUCUCACCAUAACAACCAUGGCCAUGUUCAUCACCCUAUGAACCCAAAUAUGGUCGGAGUCAAUAUGAACUUCAAUCUGCAAUCAGCUGCUCAUGCCUCUUCAAAUAACGGUAACCAUCAUUCUCAAUCUAAUAACACCAGCUCUGCAGCCAUGUCAAACGCAAAUUCCAGCCAUUCUAAUUCGCAUUUGCAUUCUCAUCUAAAUCAGCACGCCAGUGGUUCGCUAGCGUCAAAUAACAUGCAUGGCCAACUGAGAAGUGGACCAGACCAUCAUAAUCAUGCCAUGCAACAGGAACAUCUGUCUUCUAACGGUGUAAAUUAUCAGCAGCGGAAGGCUAUAUUAUCGCAGCAACGGAUGCAGCAGCAACAUCAAAGUAAUAAUAAUACCAAUAACAUUAAUGAUAACAAUAACAAUAACGGCAACAAUAACAACACUAUAAACGGGUCUCAGCACCCAAGAAAGUCUGAUCACCGUCUACUUCAAUCGGGAAGUGGUUUAACUGGAUCUGGUCAAUCUCAAAGCAAAGUACCGCGGGGCUCACAGAUUAAUACCUCGUCAUCCAGUUCAAACCUGACUUCUUUGUCUCAGUCUGGCCAAUCAUCCGCUUCCACUAAUCAACUGCAUUUGAAUGGGGGUUUCGUGGAUGCAGUUUCGACAAAUGAAGUGUUUCUACAAUCGAAACAUUCCCAGCCAUCAUCAUCUAGAAAUGUUUCUAAUUUCAACUCAUACUCUACGAAAUCUCAUCAAACAAUGGUCCAGCCAGCUAGCAAGCGGUCUUUACCUUUGGGAUCUGGUUUGGAUCUUGAUUACAUGGAAGCGGGGGUUAUUUCUGGAUUAAACGAUAGUUCUCUUGGAGGGGUCAUGGGCUUUGGUUCGAUUGAUCCUCUUUCGCACAACGUCCCGCUAACAAAUACUAAUCAACUAGGACUCUCAAAAAAAUCCAAGAAGUUGACUAAUUCCCACAUGAAAAUGAAGGGUAUUGGAAGGCAGGAUAGUGACUCAGGUUUGCUUGGAGAUCAUGAAUCCGGGGUAGUUAUUGGUGAAGAUGAUGAUGAUGACGAUGAAGUUGUCGAUGAAGAUGAAGAUGAUGAAGAUGAUCAUGAUGAUGAAGAUAACGUUUUGUCCAGUAGAAAACAACAGGGUUACAUUGAUGAUCCAGCUAGAAGACUUUACGUGAUGGAUCACGAGGAGCAUAAACCGUUCAAAUGUCCAGUGAUAGGAUGUGACAAGACGUACAAGAAUCAAAAUGGUUUGAAGUAUCACAAACUGCAUGGUCAUCAGAACCAAAAAUUACAUGAAAACCCAGAUGGCACUUUCAGCAUAAUAGAUCCAGAAUCUAAUGAACCUUAUCCUGAUGGAAUGGGUAUGGAAAAUGACAAACCUUACCGCUGUGAAGUCUGUGGAAAGAGAUAUAAGAAUUUGAAUGGUCUUAAAUAUCAUAGAGGGCAUAGCACACAUUGA
Kluyveromyces lactis is the source of this 2046-nucleotide messenger RNA. It is a transcript of the gene SFP1, whose product is annotated as zinc-coordinating transcription factor SFP1. The record is from RefSeq and is a predicted model, not a curated record. NCBI's taxonomy places the organism in Eukaryota, Fungi, Ascomycota, Saccharomycetes, Saccharomycetales, Saccharomycetaceae. The coding region runs from base 1 to 2046 and encodes 681 amino acids. The transcript has a single exon. Gene Ontology annotation, cellular component: nucleus.